Danio aesculapii is the source of this 1593-nucleotide messenger RNA. RefSeq names its product potassium channel, subfamily V, member 2b (gene kcnv2b). Gene Ontology annotation, cellular component: membrane; voltage-gated potassium channel complex. Gene Ontology annotation, biological process: potassium ion transmembrane transport; protein homooligomerization. The record is from RefSeq and is a predicted model, not a curated record. NCBI's taxonomy places the organism in Eukaryota, Metazoa, Chordata, Actinopteri, Cypriniformes, Danionidae. Gene Ontology annotation, molecular function: voltage-gated potassium channel activity; protein binding. The transcript is spliced from 2 exons. The coding region runs from base 1 to 1593 and encodes 530 amino acids.
AUGUUUACCUACCAGAAAAACCGUAGCCAGAGCCUCUUCCCUAACUGCAAAAUAGCAAACUCCGAAUCCACCGACGACAUCCUUCCGUUCGCCAAAAAGGGUCUGCUGAAACAUUGGAGAUCUUUAAGCGAACUGCAGGAGGAUAUCUACAAUGUGUUUGAUGAUGUCUACGAAGAGGAGGUUCAAAGACACGCAGAGCCUACGUUAUGGUUUACCAGUGCAUCCCCCAAUAGAAACUGUACAUUAAAUCUCAACGUUGGAGGAAAGUCCUACAGGAUCACCUAUAAGAUGGCAGCCAGAUACCCACAAACCAGACUUGGUCGAUUGGCGAUGUCCACAGACCACAACAUGAAGCUGGAUCUCUGCGAUGACUAUGUGGUGAAGGAUAACGAGUAUUUCUUCGACCGAGAUCCAGACGUUUUCAAUAGCAUCUUCAACUUUUAUAGGACUGGUGUGCUUUGGAUUAAGGACGAACUCUGUCCAAGAAACUUCCUGGAGGAGAUCAGCUAUUGGGGCGUCCGUAUUAAAUACUCACAAAGAUGCUGUCGGAUCCUGCUGGAGGAAAAAAACGAUGAAUUAUGCGAGCAACUUAAAGUUCAGAAGGAGCUGGAACGAGAGCUGGAGAUCGAGGAGAACGAAGAAGCGUUCGAUGAUAUGAUUUUAGGCGAGAGCAGACGGUCGCUUUGGGACUUCAUGGAGAAACCGUUUUCUUCGAUUCCAGCAAAAAUAAUGGCGGUCACAUCGAGUAUGUUCGUGUUGGUUUCGUUGGUUACAAUGACGUUGACCACUGUUGAAGAAAUGGAGAACAUCGAAUCUGGUGGAAAGACUUACGGAGAGUUUGUGGAGAAUCUAUGCAUCUCCUUCUUCACAACUGAGUAUCUUCUGAGGGUCAUUUCGACGCCAGACAUCUGCCGUUUCUUUAAGAGCAUGCUGAACGCAGUUGAUCUCAUGGCCAUACUACCGCAGAUACUCCAGUUCAUGCUUGAGAACUUUGAAACCUUCGGAUCUAGGAAUCAAAGCGCUGAUAUGGAGACUGUGGGGCAGGUGGGAAAGGUGGGGCAGGUGCUGCGGAUCAUGCGGCUCUUGCGUAUCUUUCGGGUUUUGAAACUGGCGCGUCACUCUACAGGACUGCGGGCGUUUGGGUUUACACUGAAACAGUGCUAUCAGCAAGUGGGAUGCCUGUUUCUGUUCAUCGCGAUGGGGAUCUUCACAUUCUCUGCCAUGGUUUAUUCGGUCGAAUAUGACGUCCCUAAUACCAACUUUACCAGUAUUCCUCAUUCCUGGUGGUGGGCUUCUGUCAGCAUCUCGACAGUGGGCUAUGGUGACAUGUAUCCUGAGACCCUUCUUGGCCGGAUAUUUGCCUUUGGCUGCAUUUCCUUUGGGAUCAUUUUGAACGGCCUUCCGAUCUCCAUCCUCUUUAAUAAGUUUUCUGAUUACUACGCCAAACUGAAGUCCCACGAAUGUCCUUCCAACAUGAAGAACAGAGGGAAUGUUAACUUCAUCCUGAGAGCUAAGAAGAAGCUCAGAGAGUGUGGCUGCAUUGAAACAAAUGACACUAAUGACGAUACUAAUGAUGACACUACUGUUUCAUAG